UAUUAAUACAUGAGUCACACCUUUAGCAAAGUGGCUGAGAUCACGCUCGUCAUUCAAGCUGUAAUAGUGGUAAGUGUUCCUGGAUGUUCACAUCUUGACACUCAACUCGGAGGCGAAGAUGACAAGGACUUUUUUUUGCUCAUAAAAUCAUUUCAAAAUAUAGAGCUUACCUGUGACGAGUUGUGGACGUUUUAUUUCUGAUCGUUGUCGGGACACUGUUAAUUUGGGACCUCGAACGAGACCGUCCUUUCUGAGUCAGCGUGUUCAAAGCUGAUUGUGUGCUGCACCAACGUGUCCUAGUUUCCUCUCAACAGAUCGGCCACACAUCCCCUUGUUUGGAACUGCUCACGUCUUGAGAGGAACUGCACUGCACAAGUCUGAGUGACGAGCUAACAGUCACACUUUUCUUAUCGCUCAACCUUUUUACCUGAGAAUCCAACUCCAGUCGCCUGCCUCAAAAUGAAGUGGAGCUACCGGUCGACCUUGUACAAAGUGGCCCUGGUGUUUAUGUACUUUAUUUUCCUGGUGUUUGUCCUGGCGUUCGCCGUGCCUACAUGGUAUGGGCCUAGUAGUGGAUCGUUUGCUGGUCUGUGGUUAGAGUGUAUACCAGCUAGUGAUGAUGUGGACUUCGAUGACUGCACCACCCUUAAAUUUGAAGAUUCACCGGACUGGAUGAAUGGCGUGCGGGGAGUGUGGGCAGGCGGCGUCUUCUUCUACCUUCUUGCCGUCCUUGUCAGCUUCAUGGAAAACUACUGCUGCUCGGACAAAAACAAAGACCACGGUGUCUCCUGCUGCUUCGCACUUCUGGCAGGUCUGUGCGGUGCCGCUGGUGUGAUUUUGGUGGCCAUCAAAACAGCGGAUAACGAUUUACUCAACCAUUACCGAUGGGGGUUUUUCCUCGCCUGCAUCUCCUCGGGCCUCACCAUCAUCCUGGCCAUCAUGCUGUUCAUCACCCGCGAGCUCACGGUCAUCAACGAGAAGGCUCGACAGUCCCGCACGGCCGACUACGUUUUCGCCCAAAAACCUUACUACCCGGAUUACACCAACCAGGGCUUCCAGCGGGAUGACAUGCCUCUAGCCAACGGCGUAACGUACCACCACUCUCCACACCCUUAUUCCUCAUACCGCGGCGGAGAACAGCCGCCUCAGACACACCCCAGCGCGCCAUACCCCGGCAACAGCCUGCAGCACUCUAGGGGCCAGGCCGUCGGGUAUAACGGCGGAGUCGGUGGCGGUUCUGGGUACCAGCCUUUCGGCUAUGACAUGCAACGUCCCAGCCAGCGGCACAGCAUGGCGGAGUCGGCCGACUUGAGUAACGGCUUCACCACCGAGCUGAUCCACGCCGAGCACAGCCUGAGCCGGACCAACCACAGGGGAGGGGACUACGGACGCACCCAAGACUUUGCCCCGAGACAGCAGGAUUAUUAUAUGAAUGGCAGGUACUAAAGGGGGUGGAAAAGGCCGAGAGAAUUCAGAGAAAUUACAUGAGUGUCUUUGGGCUCAUUUCCUACUAUUGCAGGGUUACCUCAACAACCUUUAGCUGUCCACAUAUUGUCCAAAAAGUAUUGUUUGAUUUGAUUUAGCUAAAAGAUUUGUUUUGUUUUUCUUAAUAACUCCAAAAUAAACCCUGCCUCAGUUCUAAAACGCUAUCAUCUAUUGUAUCAUUUCUAGUACUACACAGAAAGUAACAACAUUCUGAAAGCUGUAACCAAUUAUUUUUAAUGAUUGGAAAUGAAAUGGUUUUGAAGGGAAGGUGUAUUCCUAUAACUUUGAACAUUUGAGCAGUAGUAGUAUUCACAGAUAUUGGAAGAAGUUCAUCUGGGAACAUAUAAUCAUGAAGCAUUAUUCAUGCUUUCAGCUGUCUUCAUCGCCCCCCUCCCCCCCCCCCCCAACUUUCCCCCUCUUCCCAAGAUGCAUACAAUACAUGUAUAGUGUAUGGUAUUAUAGAUUCAAACUCAGAUCUGAAAUAAGGAAUGUACUUUUCUGAAAAAUUACAGUCUUUGCUUCAUUUAUUUCCCACAUGUUUAGAGAGUGAUAAAAGGAAAGUUUUUGUUAGUAAUUUGAGAGCAGACUAGACGUGCGGGAAGCAGAUAAGCCAUCAGACUUCGUGCUGAGUAGAUCAGAACAUUGAUGUUACGUCAUCUCACCAUAGUCUUGCCGUGUUCGGUUUUUUUACAAAAUCUUUUUGUAGCUUGACUGUAUUACAAAACUUGUCAGCACAUGCUUUUUUUUUCAUUUGGGAAUAACAUUUUCGUGUCAAAGGAGGUCAUACUAUAUAUCUAUGCAAUCUUGUAGAUACUGAUGUAAAAUGUGCAUAUUGAUGGGACAGACUGUGCCAAAGUGUAGGAUAUGGAAAGCUUUGUAAGAAAAUGAUAAUGGGAUGAGUUGUUGUUUGUUUUUUUCAUCCCAUGCUAUUGAGGGAAAAGUUUUAGGUUUUUUGAAAAAAAUACAAUAAUGUGUUUCAGUUGAAGUGCACUGACUUUGGAAGACUUCAUUCGUCUUACUAUUGUACAUUUCAAAAUUCUACAACAACCCACAAAUGUGUGCAUUGUCAGAUAGAAAAGAUUAAGAAACAAUAUAUUACUCUUGAGUAAUCUGAAAAAAAAACUUUUUCAGAGGCAAUGAUGUAUUUUCCUUUUCCUUGGCUGUUGUGUACUCAUCAUUAUCUUUGCCUUUACCAUGAUGCUGUGAUGCCCUCCAAACAUGCCUAAUACACUGGUAGUUAGGCUGUCUUAUUACUAAGAUAGCCUAGACUGGUAGUCAGUACUGACACGGAAGUACAAAGUUCUGUUUCUCGUUUAAGUUACUGUCUUAACUAUUCAUGCUAUCAAGAUAUAUUAUAUCUUUGUGAAAAGCGUAUUCUGAUGAUUUCAUGAAUUAUUUGCAUCUCACGUGAUUUUUUAGGCUAUUUGUAAAUUGAUUGAUACCUUCCCAGUGACUGAAAUUUUGAAGAAAGUGAACCUUUUACGUCUAAAAUUGGAUGAAAUGCAAUGACACUAUUUAGAAAGUAUGGAUGGAGGCAUAAUCGCCUUGUCAAACAUUUUGUAUAUUAUGCAGAAUUUUACAUGGCAGGAUACUUACAUUUUACCAAAUUGAAAAAGUUAACAAUGCUUCACUUCACAUUUGACAUCGUUUACGUGACUGGAUUUUGAGGAUGGCAUCAUUAUAUUGUCAGUGAUGUGACUGAAUACGUAUAAUUUCUGUAUCAUGCAUAUUCUUUUUUCUUUUUUGUUGUUAUUUUUUAAAAAGUAUGAAUAUAUAAGUGAUCAUGAACUAGGUUUUUGCUCAUCACAUAGAUGUAUGUUUGAGUGUGCAAGAAAGGAGAGAUAGUGAGUGAGAAGGAGAAACUGAUAGAAAAUCAAGCACACAAUUGAAGAAAUUAUUAUUUUGUGAACAGGAAUGAAUGGUUAGUGUAAAAGAUUGUCUUGAUAACUAUCCCUAUUGUUAUAAUGAGUGAAUUAUACUGUACAAAAGCAAAGCUUCUUCCUUCACUACUUUUUCCUUUAUGUCAGGCGUUUACAGAUGAGUGUACACAAUUUGAAUUGGCUUCACUUACAUAAACAGUUGGCCUACAGCUAUCUUGUGACAGUCUUGCAAGAGACUUAAGAAAAACGACGUUGUUCACUUGUCUGCUAUAUUGUUUUUGUUCUUGUUGCUGCAGUGGCAUUGUGGCAAAGUUUUUGUAUGGUUUACUUGUUCCUGUUCCAAGUCGGACCCAUGUUCGUUUGUUAAUAAGAGUGCUUAAAACAAGCAGAUUAUGAGAAGCUUAAGCAGUCUCUCGAGACAACUUAAAUGUUCAGGGUAAUAAUUUUUGUGUUUUUUUGUCGCAAAUGCAAAGCUUCUUUUCUGAGAAUAGUUGUUACUCUUUGUCUUGUCAACUUUCAAAGUGGCUCCUUCUGCCUGUUUUUGGGGGGAACAAAGCUUACAUUAUACAAUAUGUGAACAUGUUAGCAAAUAAAUGAGGAACAGAUUUUUCUCUGCGUAGUUUCUAUUUAUAAUUUCAGAAUAUUUCAUAAUGUCUGAGUCUGUUGUUGAUCAGGACACACUCAGUCAUUUUACGUGUGAGGUUAAAGCUGACAUUGCAAGGAGGAGCCACACAAAAAUUGCAUCGUAUAGUGUAGAACUACAUGUACAGGUGUGCGCAAAUAUAAUCUCACACAAACAUUUUGUUAUGGCUUUAUAUCCAUGUUUGACAAUAGACAGUCAUACACAUACUACAAAUCAACUGCUUAGUGGAAUACUCCAUCAUUAAUGUACUUUUCGUAAUUGCGUGUGGCGGAGUCAUACACUAAGAAGUCAAAGUGUGGUGUGGAACAUUCAUAGAGGGUACUUUUUAACUCCCUUUCGGAAAGAGACAGGUUUCAAAAAAUGUUUAUAAAUAUAGUAUAGAGACAGUAGAUCAAUCACUACGAGAUCUCUUGUUUGAGAAGUGAUUUCCCCUCCCCUGUAUCAGAAUGAAAAUUUUGGUGGGGUCAGUAGCCUAGUGGUUAGCCUGCCAGACCCAUAAUCAUGAGACAGCAGGUACAGGGUUUCGAGCCUCAGCCCAGUCCAACGUGGUGUCCUUGGGAAAGGCACUUAACAUGAAUUUCUUUUUUGGCUUGGUCUUUUCAGAGGUGGAUACUAAACUCGGAGGUCCCGCCUCUUAAACAACCGAAUAGGGGCAUUAAACCUAUACCAUUUUCAGAAGGAAGUUUUGUUUUUGAAAAUUUGCAUUAUUGUUUUCGAAAAGUCCGCUUUUCUCUUAAGACGAGACGUGUUGAUCUUUAUCUGUACUAGCUGCAUACGAGGCAAUGUUUACCUGGCACUAUGUUUUUAUGAUAUGUGCGUUACUGUCAUCUGAGACGGCUUGGUCAUGUUCAUUUUCCACAUGGCCUUGACCAUCAGCUUACAUUGUGCAUUGUGCAUAGACUGAAGCCAUGCAUAAAGAUCAUAUGUCAAAUUCAGGAAAAAAACACAUCUUUUUGCAAAGACUUCUAUACCGCAAUAUUGCAGAAGCUGAUUUUUCUUAAGUUACAUUCUCUCACCGUGCAAGGUUUUAAAGCACAUUGUGGGUUAAAUCCUGCUCUUUUCACAAGUCACAAUUCAUUUGUCUCAUGAUAUGAUUGUCAGCGUUAUGUUUCAAAUGGUAAUGAAUUAAAUACUGAAUUAUCACUCAUGUUUGCUUUUGAAGUCAUUUUUUGGCAUCAGAUUUCAUUGACGUGAACCACAGCCACUGUCAGCCUUGGGUAUUUUUUUUUUUUUUUUUUUUUUUUUUGGUGAUUCAAUUUGUACAAUAUUUUGUAUGUUUACAACUUAAUUGUUUAAAGUCCAAAAAGUUGUAGUCCAACUGAUCAUGAGCGGUCAUCCAAUGAUCACCAUUCCUUACUUGCUCAGAGGGUUUGUGGUGGGAGUUUGGCUAAACUACAACGUUCCCUCACUAGCCCAGAGACGUUCACUAGGGUUUCAGAUUUAGAGUCUGUAGGACUCAUUAGAUUAGCAACAUGUAGAUCUGUUAUGGUAAACACUUGGAACUUAGAAGGAUUGACUAAUUUAACUAAAGGAUCAGGUAAAAGAAAAGUAUAGCACCCCCCUCCCCUUACCCCAUGCUUUCACUUGUCACAAUGAUCACAGCCAGCUGCUUCCAGUUCUUGUAAGAUGAAAAGCAACAACCCUGCUGUGACCCCUUUUGGAUCUGUGCACUAGGUCAAGCACUUUCAAAAUAGGGGGCUUUACUUUACUUUUACAGAUGAUUAAAUAAGCUUAGAUGGGAUUACACCAUAACACGUCUUAAAGGGGUGUUAAUAAUUUCAUUGCUUUUGAACCACUUAAUCUGGAAAAACUGAUUGACUUGAAGAUUAGGCCACAAACCACUGGAAAUGUAUUCAGCCAACAUUUGUUUCUUUUCUUUUUCUUUGUUCAAUCAUUGAAUCGUGUGCCUAGUUCCUUUGUACAAAAGAAAACAGAAAUGAAUCAAAUUUUAUACUAUUAUAUUAUCGUUUUGUUAAACUUUCAUCUACCUAAAGUUGUGUAUUAUUUUAAAUAACUAACAUAUAUUACUGAAAUAAAAUAUUUAUUGUUUCUAC
Messenger RNA from Aplysia californica (California sea hare), 6062 nucleotides. RefSeq lists its product as uncharacterized. NCBI's taxonomy places the organism in Eukaryota, Metazoa, Mollusca, Gastropoda, Aplysiida, Aplysiidae. The record is from RefSeq and is a predicted model, not a curated record. Gene Ontology annotation, cellular component: membrane.